GGUCGUCAUCGUGCUGCUUUGGGCUGGGGGCUGCGGGAAGCCGUGGGUCGUCGCUGCGCAGCAGAUCCUUGGGUCCUGGCACUCCAUCAUCUUUGGUGUCUCUGCUGUGUCCUUGGCUAGACCCAGUUGCAUUUCAGUGGAGGUCUGGGAAGAUGCUGCCUUUGGAGAAGGCAUUGGUCUCCCCUAGGAGCUCCCCACCCGGUCCAGAACCUCUAAUGUUGGGGUCAGCAGACACAGCCCAGCAGGAGGAACCCAGCCAACAGGAAGAGCCCACCCUGCAGGAGGAGCCCAGUGGACAAGAGGAGCCUAUCCAGCAGGAAGAGCUCACCCUGCAGAAGGAGCACAGUGAGCAGGAGGAGCCCAUCCAGCAGGAAGAGCCUGCCCUGCAGGAGGAGCCUAGUGGGCAGGAAGAACCAAUCCAGCAGGAGUCCAUCCAGCAUGAAGAACCCAGCCUGCCGGAGGAACCCAUUCAGCAGGAAGAACCAAUUAGGCAGGAAGAGCCCAUCCAGCAGGAAGAAGCCAGUCUGCAGGAAGAGUGCAGCCUACAGGAGGAGCCCAUCCUGCAGGAAGAGCCCAGCUUGCAGGAGGCCAUCCAACAGAAAAAGCUCAUCCAACAGGAAGAGCCCCACCUACAGGAAGAACCCAUCCAACAGGAAAAGCCCAUCCAGCAGGAAGAGCCCAUCCAGCAGGAAGAAGCCAAUCUGCAGGAGAAGUCCAUGCAACAGGAAGGACUCAUUCAGGAGGAAGAAUUCACCCGGCAGGAAGAGCCCAUCCAGAAGGAAGAAUCCAUUCAGCAAGAAGAACCCAUCCAGGAGGAAGAAUUCAUCCAGCAAGAAGAACCUAGGCAGCGAGAGGAGCCCAUCCAGCAGGAAGAACCCAUCCAUCAGGAGGAAUCCAUUCAGCAGGAAGAACUUGCCCAGGAGGAAGAACUUAUUCAGCAGGAAGAGCCUGUCCAGGAGGAAGAACUUACCCAGGAGGAAGAACCCAUCCAGGAGGAAGAGCCCAACCAGCAUGAAGAACCCACCCAGAAGGAGGAGCCCAGCCAUCAAAAGGAACACAAGACCAUCCCUGAGAGAUCUCCUGCUGACCUUGAGUUCUCCCGCCUGCGCUUCCGAGAAUUUGUCUACCAGGAGGCAGCUGGGCCUCACCAGACUCUUGCCCGGCUCCAUGAGCUGUGCCGUCAGUGGCUGCGGCCUGAGGCCUGCUCCAAGGAGGAGAUCCUGGAGUUGCUGGUGCUGGAGCAAUUCCUGGGCAUCUUGCCUGACAGAGUUCGCCCCUGGGUGGUGGCCCAGUAUCCUGAGAACUGUAAGAAGGCUGCCUCCCUAGUGGAGGGUCUCUCUGACAUCCUGGAGGAGCCAGGGAUGCUGUUGUGCUCCCCCGGAGGGUCGUCUUCUUCCUUCAGUGAGGGAGUUUAUGAGAGGCACCCUGAGCCCUUGCUGCUGCCAGUGGGGCUGCUGAGCCCUAGCCGAGACCCAAGACCUGGGGAUAUCUUGGGUCCCCCUGAUACUUCUCUGCCAUCCCUUCUCCCUGCCUGGCCGACUCUAGAAUCCAUGCUUCUGGAUCAGAAGCGCAUGGGGGGAGAAAAGACUGAAGAGGCCAACCCUGCCACAGCUGAGCUGAAGAAAACAGAGUCAUUCUCAGAGGAGCCUCUGCACUCAGGAGAAUGGGACCACCUGGAUCCCUCAGAGGAGAACCUGAAGAGCUACAAGAAGCUACUCCUGUGGGGAUAUCAGCUUGGGUCUGAUGCCGCCUCCCAGAUGGAGUCAGAGGAACUUCCUGCAGUGGAAGAAUUGCCAGGAGGCAGCCUCCCAGGUGGUGGCAGGCGUCAGGAAAGUGAAGAGAACAUGUGUGAGGACGUCUCCCUGUGUGAGACACUGAUGGAGAGGCUGGCAGGGGAUGUUCCUGUGACCACGUCGCUGGACACCACCCAGGAGGAAGAGCUUGAGGAAUCAAGCUCUGCCAGCUUCUCCAAGAGACAGUCAGUCAUCCGGCAGCCAGGUGGGCCAGGCACCCCACAGCCAAGCACUGGAACAAAGAGGCCCCAUCCCGAUUAUGAGGAUGAUCUGAGCCCUGAGUGUUCCUCCAGUGUGGGGAGGGAGCUCGAAAAGGGGGGGUACGCUGCAGGGUCCCCGACUGGGCAGGACCCAGGUACCUCUGCUGUGGGCUGCUCUGUAGCUGAUGAGCCUGGUGCGUUCCAAGGGAAGCCUUACCCCUGCAGUGAGUGCGGGGAGGCCUUUGCGUGGAUCUCACAUCUCAUUGACCAUCACAGGAGCCACAGCAGUAAGAAGCACUAUGCAAGCCAGGGCUGCUAGGAAGCCUUCUGCUCCAGCCUGACCCUGGCUCAGCACUCCAAGAAGAAAAAGGAGAAAUGCUACACCCUGCCACAAGUGAAACCCACACUGGUGGAUCAGCGGUUCCAUGGUGUACAAGUGGUGUUUUCCGUGUGCAACCUUGAGGGGUAGAGAUGAGCCUCUCUGCUCCAUGUGUUCCAAGGAGACAGUUUUGGCUGGCUGGGAAUCCUGAAAUGUAUGCAGCUCCUUCCAAAUGCUUGGGUGGUGGCUUCCUUUGGUGUCUAUUUAUUUUCUAAAUGCUAAUGUGGCUGAAAGCACUUAAAACUAAGAAGGGUCCACAGGAAGCCCUCACCUUGUAAACACAUCUGUGUAAGUCAUCAGAUGUGAAGUGAAGGAAGACCACAGCAUUUAGCACCACCUGUAUGCUGGAUCAUUUGACAUUGUGCAAAGUGUAGAGUUGCCUUAAAGUGUGUGUGAUCUGUCAGCGCUUUCUUGAAGUCAUCCUUGCCUCGAUUGCUCCUCAUUGAGCUCCCCAACUUUGUUCAAGCAGAAUUCUUGCCAUCUGUUUUGGCCUUUUUGUAAAUAUGUGAUAUCAAGUUCACUUUUAAACUCACAAACCAGAAACUGUUUCUUAUUUCAACUCAUGUCUCUUUCUGUAUGGUGUGGCUUGCAAAGAUACUUGGAGCCUAGCACAGGGUUUUUGGACUGUGGGUUCCAACCCAUCAGUGAAUUGUGAAAUCAGAUUAGUGGGUGGCCCCUGGCAUUACAAAGCAAUGGAGUAGAGUAAAGUAGUUCAGAAUGCAUCAUGUAGUAAAGGCAAGUAUUGUUUUGUGAAACUUUUCAGCUGUGUAUCUAAAUAUGAGAGCUGGCUACCAUGUAAACUAUAUUUCUUACUAGGGGGUUGUGAUCAAAAUAGGUUAAAAACACUAAUAAAGGCUGAUGAAGUGAUCUGUCUGCCUAAGCAAAAAAGGAACCAAAGUUGGCCUGCAUAGGUCAUCUUUUGAUUUGCAUUUAACCUCAGAUUACAGUAUUGUUUCGUUGCCUGACCAUAAAUUUAAUUGUUCCCUGUAGAUACAGAAACUGGUGCCUCUUUCUGUCAGUGUUUAAAUAAGCAAUCUGUGUAACAACCCCCAAUCACAGAAGCUUAAUAUAAUAAACUAUUUUAUUUCUUCACUCAUAUUACAACUCAUUGUUUUGUGACUCUGCUGCUGCUUGUGUGUUCUGGGGAGGGAGCACUGCUCCAUGCAGUGACACUGGGAUCCAGGUUCCCUCCCUGCUGCAGUUUGCUCUCCACUGGAUCCUUGGUACAUGUGGAGAAGCCUACACCCUUCACCUGGGAGAAGAUGCAUUCCUGGAGAGGAAUGAUCCCAUGGCUGUGUCAUCUGUCUGAGAACAUCUACCCAGAUGCCUGUCUGCCAGUUACUGAGCCAAGUUCCUCCCUUAGCCUGUCCAUGUCCAAAUCCCAAGCUGAGUGUGGCUCUGGUAAGAAAAAAGCCUCACUGUACUGUCUCAUUUACAGCAUGACCUGUCAGCCUGCCUUACCCUGCUGCUGGGAGAUUUCCUCAUGAUACCUCCCAAAACCUGAACUUACAGAAAAGGCAAACCCCCACAUACCCAUGCUCUGCAUAUGCCAUGCUCACUCGUCUGAGGGUGCGGUGUCCAUGUUGCUCCUGUUGUGACACUGCUUAUCCUCAUCUGUUCAAAGUAUUCAGUUUCUCUACUGUGGUUUCUUUCAGCUAAAAAGCAACCUGUGGGAAGAUACUUUAAGAUCAUGCCAGUAUCCUGCUCAUCAAAAUUCUACCCCUGUAUUUGGCUUCUAUUGAUUCCUGCUUGCAUCCAUCUUUACCAUGCAGGUUACCAAGUGGUUUUCACACAGCAGCACUCGAUGUUUCCCUAUUGCCUUAUCAUUCUGCUGCAAGUUAGCACUCUCUCCUCUCCCCAGUUACUGGUCUUUAUUACUGGAAAUGGACUCAUGGGUUUGAAAGAUAGUACUUAGGUCUACACUUGAUUUAGGACCAGGAGCCUGUCCUGCCAUUUACUUAAGCUGAUUCCCCUGAUUCAUCUGCUUUCUUUGAAGACAAGAAGAAAAGGAGGAGGAUUCAUGCAAUGCAACAAAGAGAAGGAGGCCCAAGUAGCUGACCCAAGGACCAGCUAUGAACUGCCCUGUCCAGGACAGCCACAGGCUGGGCAGAUGUCCAGAG
Molecule: messenger RNA, 4492 nt
Organism: Castor canadensis (American beaver)
Lineage: Eukaryota; Metazoa; Chordata; Mammalia; Rodentia; Castoridae
Source: RefSeq, a predicted model, not a curated record